UGCAAACAUUAUUUAUGUCAAUAAAACGUGAUUCAAAUGCUUUGACGGCGUGUUUAAAGUCAAGUCUUAAACCAUUGCUUUGAAAACCAUUUAAUUUGAUAUCAUUUGCCAUUGAAAUCACUCCUCAGUGAAGCAUAUCUGCGGAGAGGAUUAACUAUGGGCGACACUACCACUGAAGUCAAUCCAAAGGCCUAUCCGUUGGCAGACAACGCGUUGACCACAAAGAUCUUUAAUGUCUUACAACAGGCAAACAAUUACAAGCAGUUGAAGAAAGGCGCCAAUGAAGCCACUAAGACUUUGAACCGAAAUCUAUCGGAACUCAUUAUAAUGGCUGCGGACGCGGAACCGAUUGAAAUAUUACUUCAUUUGCCGCUUCUUUGCGAGGACAAGAAUGUUCCGUAUGUUUUUGUAAUGUCAAAGCACGCAUUGGGUCGCGCGUGUGGAGUGGCCCGUCAGGUGAUCGCGUGCUCCAUCACUACCAAUGAGGGAUCACAACUGAAGCCACAGAUUGAAACACUUCAGCGGGAAAUUGAGAAGCUUUUGAUUUAAAUCAUUUCAUCAAAUCUUCAUUGAUUGUUAUCAACCGAUGAUUUUUAAUUAAAUUAUUAAUAAAUCGAUCAUUUAUUAAGACAACGAUUCAGCAAAAAUUAUUUUUAAUAAAAUUUAUUUAAUUUGACGAAUAAAUGUUUGAAUUU
Messenger RNA from Oppia nitens, 695 nucleotides. It is a transcript of the gene hoip, whose product is annotated as NHP2-like protein 1 homolog. The transcript is spliced from 3 exons. Gene Ontology annotation, cellular component: nucleolus; precatalytic spliceosome; small-subunit processome. Gene Ontology annotation, biological process: mRNA splicing, via spliceosome; ribosome biogenesis; maturation of SSU-rRNA. The record is from RefSeq and is a predicted model, not a curated record. Bases 157 to 549 code for a protein of 130 amino acids. Lineage: Eukaryota; Metazoa; Arthropoda; Arachnida; Sarcoptiformes; Oppiidae. Gene Ontology annotation, molecular function: RNA binding.